CUACAGCGGCUUAGUUUUUCACUUCGUAGUCGAGACGAGAGCAGAGUGAGGCGGCCGUGAAACGUCCCCCGGGCCGGAUGGUCAAAUCUAACCUCCAGCGGAUCCUGAACAGUCACUGCUUUGCUCGCGAAAAAGAAGGAAAAAGGCAAAACCAACCCGAGAUGGACGCUUUAAGAAGUAGUAGUAAUAUCUGUGACAUGAUUGGCAAUCUGUCUCUACGCUGUAGUAGUACCCCUGGACCCGGGCCUCUGUGGUGCUCCGAUGCCCCUCUCCCACCCCUGAAGAUCCCAGGUGGGCGAGGGAAUGGCACACGGGAUCACCCUCCCACAGCUCGGCCGCUGUACUCAGACAGGAAGUUGACUGUGACGGAGCAGCCUGCUGGGGCUGGUCGCCCCGGGAUAUUGCACUUCCAGAGCCGGCCCACCGUCUCCCGGGUGAUAAACUGGGAGGCGGUGCUUCGCGGAGACGGCCUGUACGUCGAAAUCCCUAACGACCCGCUCCCGGAGGGCAGCAAGGAGAGCUUUGCUUCCCUGCUGGAAUUUGCUGAAGAACAUCUAAAAGUCGUCAGUGUGUAUGUCUGCUUUUACAAGAACAGAGACGAUCGUGCUAAGCUGGUGCGUACGUUCAGCUUUCUGGGCUUUGAGAUUGUGAAUCCGGGCCAUUCCCCCGUCCCGUCUCGACCCGACGUUUUCUUCAUGGCCUACAACUUCGACAGGGAUUCUUCUUCCGAUGAAGAUUAGUUCCGGACCCGAGACCUGCGCCCCCUUCGUCACCCUCAUCUCCUCCACCCUUUCGUCUUUCUCUCCUCACUUAACCCCCCCCAAACUCCAUUUAUUCUCUCUUCCUACAAUUCCCUCUUUCCCUCUUUCCUCUACCUUUUGCCCUCCACGUGAUACACCCCACCCCGUACCCCUCUUUUAAAGUGAGCGCUUCUCUCCUCAUGCUUUUGUGUUGAAAUACAGCUGGAUUUUUCGGUAUUUUUCGAUGUUAGUGUGGCUCAUCUUUUUAUCCUUUACUCCUUCCUCUUCCUUUCCGUGUCAUUCCUCUUUCGGUUGUGUCGACAUUCUUGUUAUGAGGGAAUCAUCCUGCAAGGGAAUUACGAGCAUAUUGCAAUUCUCACACAUAUAAAGUAUCAAUCAGUGUGUUCUUUUUUUAUCGCUCAGUCUGUUUAUGGAAAGUAGAUGAAAAAAAUGUUUUCUUUCUCUUGAAUGUACAAAAGGUCAUUCAGUUUACACUUUCAGGUACGUUAGCACUGCAAUUCAAUUGGCUCGUAUGUUUAAAGUGAAUUCGUCCUCCUUUAGUGUGUCUGAAGAUGUUAAAUUGGUAAUAAACACGUUGUCACAGCCAGCGCUUUGCUGUUACCUCGGAACGGAGGCCUCGUGGUACUUUGCAGCUCAGUGGAAGCUCAGCGUGCCGGUCAACGGCACGUUUGACAGUUUUCAAAUUGAGAGCAAGUUGCGAGAAAAUCAGCCGAACUAAUUGGUACAAAGCCAGAAGGUCAAGAGGAGGCGUAACAUCCAAAGUGCUUUUACCUCUUUAUUUUGCUUUUACCUCUUUAUUUCUGUUUCGUGAGUCAAACUUUGAACCUCAUUUUUGGAACCGUUUUGCUGUGCUCCUCUCAUGAAGCUAGCAUUCCUUCUCAGCUUUAUUUUUUUUUUCCAACCUGGUGGUUUGAACAUUUUGAUGUACACUUGCAUAGUGGUACCUGUUGUGCUUCUGUGAUAAUAAAAAGAUUAAAAAAAGUUA
This is a messenger RNA of Colossoma macropomum (tambaqui), 1746 nucleotides long. RefSeq names its product ornithine decarboxylase antizyme 1b (gene oaz1b). NCBI's taxonomy places the organism in Eukaryota, Metazoa, Chordata, Actinopteri, Characiformes, Serrasalmidae. The record is from RefSeq and is a predicted model, not a curated record. Gene Ontology annotation, biological process: positive regulation of protein catabolic process. Gene Ontology annotation, cellular component: cytoplasm; nucleus. Gene Ontology annotation, molecular function: ornithine decarboxylase inhibitor activity.